Salpingoeca rosetta is the source of this 1042-nucleotide messenger RNA. Its product is annotated as 60S ribosomal protein L10-B. Bases 114 to 758 code for a protein of 214 amino acids. Gene Ontology annotation, biological process: ribosomal large subunit assembly; translation. Gene Ontology annotation, molecular function: structural constituent of ribosome. The transcript has 4 exons. The record is from RefSeq and is a predicted model, not a curated record. Gene Ontology annotation, cellular component: cytosolic large ribosomal subunit; ribosome. Lineage: Eukaryota; Choanoflagellata; Craspedida; Salpingoecidae.
GUUCGCACAAGUAGCAUCACAUGACAUGAGAGUGCGCAGUUAGACGACACACCACCUCGCGGCACUGUCUUUUUCCCUCUUCACACGCCCGCGACGAAGCACAACCAUCCAAGAUGGCCCGCCGUCCCGCUCGCUGCUACCGCUACUGCAAGAACAAGCCGUACCCUCGGUCUCGGUUUGUGCGCGCUGUGCCCGAUGCCAAGAUUCGCAUCUUCGAUCUUGGCCGCAAGACAGCCCACGUCAACGACUUUCCCCUCUGCAUCCACCUCGUCUCCAACGAGAUUGAGCAGAUCUCCAGCGAGGCUCUUGAGGCCGCCCGUAUCUGCUGCAACAAGUAUCUUGUGAAGUUCAUUGGCAAGGAGAGCUUCCACAUCCGUGUGCGUGCCCACCCCUUCCAUGUCAUCCGUAUCAACAAGAUGCUUUCCUGCGCCGGUGCGGAUCGUCUGCAGACCGGUAUGCGUGGUGCCUUCGGUAAGCCCAACGGCAAGGUUGCCCGUGUGAAGAUUGGCCAGCCCCUCAUGUCUGUGCGUACCCGCGACAACAACAAGGCCCACGUCAUCGAGGCCCUGCGCCGUACCAAGAUGAAGUUCCCCGGUCGUCAGCUCAUCAUCAUCUCCCGCAAGUGGGGUUUCACCCGCUUCGACCGCGACGAGUACAUCCGCCUGCGCGACGAGGGCAAGCUCAUCCCCGAUGGCUGCUACGUCAAGCUCCACGCCGAGAAGGGGCCCUUCCAGAACUGGAUCAGGCACAUGUCCUAAGCGCCACGCCCCUGUCCUUUGCGCCUUUUUGACAAAGAGCCAUCGGUUUUGCGUGUGAAUUUGCUGCUUGGUGAUGUGACGUGGUAACGUCUGCGUUUGUGCUGGUCUUCCCCCGCUUGUUCUCAAUUCUGUCCUCCUCAUCCUCUUGCUUGGCCUCGCUUGUUGCACCCAUCGUCGUGUGGGCGGAAGAUGGGCCUUGCUUGGCAUGACAUGAGUACACUUGUCGCUGCUCUCUAAAAACCUUCCCAAAUGAAUACAGUGUCGGCGAUACACCAUAGCCAGCA